AUGGCUGUUUCUGUUGAUGACAACAAAUUGAGAAUAUUCAAGCUAUCGUAUAACCUUAUCACUCAUGUCUUAAUUGGUAUCAUCAUCACCAUUACAUCACUGUUUGUGUUCACUAAUGGGAUUCCACUACAGGGGAUGAAUCUGCACAUUCUACUUUGCACUGUUGGGUAUCAACUUCUGAUGGCCGAAGGUUUCCUCUGUCUAGUUCCAGAGAACUCUUGGACCCUGACAAUCAGUCUGGUGAACAAAAGGCGCAUACAUUGGAUCCUACAGGUUAUGGGUUCGAGUCUGGCGAUAGCAGGCAGUUAUAUAAUUAUGGAGCUUAAAGAAGCUCAUUGGGAGACUUUACAUGGAAGUUAUGGAUUGGUAGCACUGAUCUGUACGAUAAUCUCAUUGGUAAACGGUCUAACAUCUCUCUACGCAUACGAGCUGAGUAAAUAUAUCAGAAUACCGCCGAAUUUAUCUAAAGUACCACACAUUUUGAUUGGAGUCAUUGCAUUUGUCACAUCCUCUAUAUCGCUGUGCUACGGCUACGAUAUGUACUUCUUCAGAAACUGGUUGACUCCUCGUUUAGGGACUAUAUCCAUUGUCUUCACUGCUACGUUCACUUCUAUCAUUAUAAUCAAUCCUAUGACCUUAGCUAUUAAUAAAAUUAUUAAUAUAUUUAAAAAAUAA
Messenger RNA from Achroia grisella, 675 nucleotides. RefSeq lists its product as uncharacterized. The coding region runs from base 1 to 675 and encodes 224 amino acids. Gene Ontology annotation, molecular function: transmembrane monodehydroascorbate reductase activity. The transcript has 3 exons. Lineage: Eukaryota; Metazoa; Arthropoda; Insecta; Lepidoptera; Pyralidae. The record is from RefSeq and is a predicted model, not a curated record.